Molecule: messenger RNA, 1929 nt
Organism: Lonchura striata (white-rumped munia)
Lineage: Eukaryota; Metazoa; Chordata; Aves; Passeriformes; Estrildidae
Source: RefSeq, a predicted model, not a curated record
GUUGGAGCACCCAGUGGUUCAUCCCUCUCUUCCCUAUUGUUCCUUCUUUUGCAGAUGUUUAUGGAUCUCAGAGGCACGUGGUGCCGAGAGAGGAUCAGCGUGUUUCCCAAGGCUGCAGCAGAGCCGGGCCCCACAGCCACUCAGAGCAUAUCUCCUGCUCCCAGCCUGGAUCUUUUUGGGGACAGAGUCGUCUCCAGUCCAAGCCAAGUGCCAGGCUUUGUUAGGAACAUGCACCAGAGGCUUGUGUCCAAUGGGCCUCCAGACGAGUGGCUGCUCAUGGACAUCCUGAGGCUGACUGAGGCACACCCCACCGAUGUUGCAGUGACCCUCCUGCGCUGUGCCCCAUCGUGUGACAGAGGUGCUGCAAUCAUGUGGAAGAACAUAGCCUCAUCAGGAACAACACUGAAAAAGGUGCUGCCAACACUGCUUUGUGUGAUGGAGGGCUGGCCACUGCAGAAAAUGUACACCUCUGAUGGGGACACUGAGGAUGUGUUUUCCCUGGCUGCAACCAGGGUGCUUUGGGAGAUUCUCCGCCUGCCCUGGUGCCCAGAGCCAUUUGUGGAAUAUUUCCCCAAUCUCUUUGUGGCUCUGCUCUUCCAAGUUUACCUCAGUACAGAGCAGGUAUCAGAGGACAUAAAUGCUUUAUGGAAAAGAUGUCAGGAGGAAAAUUGCCUUCCCGCCAAUAUCAACAGAUUUGUAGUGAACACUGUGAAGGCACUGCUGCACCACCUGCGUUGUCUGGAUUUACUGAUGGCAGUGGAACGCAGGUGUGCCUGGGACACGCUGCUCUGUGCCGACACCCACCACUAUGCAGUGGGUCUGCUGGCCAGCUGGGCACUCCUGUCACUGCUCUGUGCCUUCCAGGUCCUGGACUGCCUGGACUUGAGUGAAUGGGGUAACUUAAUACUGGAGAUCAUGACAAAGCACCUGCAGAGCGAGUCCAUGGAGAGGUGUCACCUGGCACUCAAAGGCCUCGUGGUGCUCAGCCAGGACCCCUCGAUGGCCAAAAAAAUAUGCAGCCUGUCUGAACGCCUCGUGGAGCUACUGAGGAAUGAAGACACAGAGGUGGUCAAGAGGAGUCUCUCAGUGUUCACAAAUCUACUCCUGAACAAAGAUAUCCAAACAUCCAGUUCUACAGCCCCAAAAUUGGCUGAGGCGCUCCGGCCCCUCUUUGACCAUGACAACAGCCAUGUGCAGCAGCUCUCCAUUCACCUCUAUCAAGAUGUGAUGGAAUCAGUAGAGGAAAAGGGAAAGCAGCCGCUGAAGAUGCUUGUGAGCCAGAGCCUGCUCCCGCUCUUUUUCCAUUGCCAUGAUGAGAACCAGCGUGUGGCACAGGCCUCUCGGGAAGCGCUGCUGUCUGCAGUGACCUUCCUGAAGAGGAAGGGUCUCCAGCGGCUGCUGCAGAUGGAUGAGCUGUGGAGCUUUGGCGAGCACUUGCUGGCAGAGGACAGGAGCCGAGCGGCCGAGCACCUGCGCCGGGCCCUGCCCUACCUGGAGAGCCCGCAGGAGCCCCUGCGAGAGGCGGCCGUCAGGGCUAUCGGGAUCGCCACGCUGCUCAUCAGGGGGCAGCCAGAAGAGCUGCAGCUCAUCUGCGAGGCCCUUCAAGCCCUUCGCAUGGAUGACAGCCCCUCCAACACAAACCAGAUAGUCCAAGUCAUGUUAGAUGAAAGAGCUGCAUCACUAGGUUCAUCUUCUGGUUCGAGACAACCAGGACAGCAGCAGAUUCCAUGAAAGAGGACACAUCCCCUAGAGAUUAGAAGAGAACAGGUGGAGCUCCAGGCACAGCUGAUGCUGGGCACACCUGAGCUUGCCUUCUUCCCUCUUUACUGGUCCCUCCCUGCAGCCCUCAGACCCUGCUUGUUCCCUUCUCCUUCUCCCCAGCUUAUCCCUCUGCUUUGAUUGCCAUUAAUAAACAUUGCAACUUCACCU